UGAAUGACGCAAAGUGACAGUCAUUUGUAACACGACGCUGUUAACAAAGAAAUUUCACGACAGCCAAUAUUAGAAAUGUAACUAUGUUCUAGUAUAGAUUCAGAAUCUCACAUAUGGCUGUCUCUGGUACUAGGUUAACGUUGUUUACAAGGAUCAUAUUAACUUUUUAUGGAGCGUAGUUUUUAUCGAAUAAUCGUUUAAAAUGAAUUUAAAUAUUUAUGAUGUGAUGGAAGAAGAUCGGAUCUAUUCCGUGCAAAUUUCUGGUAUCGCUCGAUUUGUCGAAAUCGGUGAAAAGUGAUAUCAGAGAAACAUGAUUCUCAGCCGCCUGUGAUAAUAGUUUCGCUUUUCUUCAAAUAAUUGGAAUCUCAGAAGCGGUGUAGCUGUUUAAUAAUAGUGUUUAAAACACUUUUAGCAUAGAUACUUUGUGUAAAAUGGAGUGCAAAAUCGACGAUUUACCAGACGUGCUUUUAGAGUAUAUUUUAAGCUUGAUUCCACCUUAUAAAGAUCUGCAAGAAUGUAAGCUUGUGUCCAAAAGGUGGUUUCAUGCUACUAGAAAUGUAAUACAGCAUAACAAAGCACAUUUUCAAAAAUCAGUGGCUUAUGGAUCAUUACUUUGGAGUGCUUGGCCGUCCAUACAUUGGAUGCCUACUAUAGGAAAAAGACACUCCCAUUCAGCUUGCAUUUAUGAUAAUUCUAUGUAUGUCUUUGGAGGAUGUACAGCUACAUGUACAACAUUUAACGACUUAUGGAGAUUAGACCUGGAUACAAGAACAUGGGUCAGAUUAAUUACCAUGGGAAGUUACCCGUCUCCUAAAGCUAGUGCUACUAUGUUAUAUUAUAAAAAGAGCUUUAUAUUAUUCGGUGGAUGGUCUCAUCCAUCACCUUAUCCUUUGCAUCAGCAACGGAAAUUAUUCAAUGAAUUACAUGUAUAUUCUAUAGAAUCUAAUAAAUGGAUUGUUAUAAAUACAUUGGAGACACCUCCACCCACAUCAGCACAUUCUGCAUCUAUUCACAAAAAUAAUAUGGUUGUGUUUGGUGGCAUAUGCAACGGAUAUAGAUCCAAUGACAUAUGGUGUUUGAACUUAGACUCUUAUAGUUGGCACAAGCAAACUACAUCAAAUAUAAAACCACAGCCACGUUAUGGUCAGUCUCAAAUUGAAUUAGGAGACUAUCAUCUUCUUAUACUAGGUGGUUGUACUGGACCUAAUGUUGCUAUGAACGAUGCCUGGCUUUUGAAAAUGGAAGGUGCAACUUGGACAUGGAGGAAAGUAAUUAUGCACAAUAUAGAAUGGGCACCAACACGAAUUUGGGGUCAUCAGGCUUGUAAGGUGGGAAAUUACGUUAUUGUUCUAAGUAUACAAAAAUCUCAGAGAAGGUCAAACGACGUGAAUAUAUCGUUGAAGAAUGUUACUAGUCAAAGAACAGCUCCAUCGCGAACGUGUGAUUUUGCCACUAUAUUCGAAAGACCAGAAAAUGUACCCCGUAUCGACAGGGAUGUAAAUGUGAAUGGUCGGCAUGGAUCAUUCUCAAGAGCCUCUGCGAUGAACGCGCACUCGUCUUCUCAUCCUCCUAACCUUGCAAACUUAACAUUGCGAAACGAUAAUGUUUUAGGCAUGGCUGCUUUCCGUGCUAAAUCAAUACGCCACGAACGAUAUCGGCAAUGCCAGUUAGAACUACUCCGGAGCUUCGAAGAGAGAAUUCGAAAUCUAAGGACACAGUCGAAAACUACGAAACGAGCUGGAAACACGCUGUCCAUUUUUAUAUUAGAUAUUACGAAUGUUUUAUGCGACGAGUGCACUGCUUCGUGGAUUCCUUUAAAGUACAAUAAUCAAACGGGCCCCGACGAGAGGAUACUUUAUUCGCUAGUUGCAGGUCGGGGUGAACUGAUAGUAUUUGGUGGCAUUCGUAGAGAAGAGACGUCUUUGCAAAAUCAUCCGGACAUGGAUGAGGUCUACAAUGAUCUGCAUUUUAUAAAUCCGCCGAGAUACGUUAUUUAAUAUUCUAUAAUAAAAGACAAUACUAAGGUGUUAGUAUUACGAUGACUGUAGUGUGUGACAGAACAGUAUUUGCUGAGGAUUAUUUUAAUGUUGAAAGUAAAUGCAGUGCACUAGCUUAAGGAAAUUUUAUAAGUAUCUUGUGAUAAAUAUUUAAAAUGUUGAUUUAUAUCUUUUUGAAAAGAGAUGUCUCGAAUAAAAUCUAAUUCUUUUUAUAACAUGACAAGGAUUUACGGCAUGUUAGUUUUUAUUAAACUAUACGCAUGCAAUUAUAAAUCCACUAGAUUUUAUUAUAAAAUCGUUUAUUUACAUUAUUCUCCGUGUCAUGUAAUCUGUAAAAUGAUUUUAAUCGUCUUCACCUAUAGCUGUUUUUAAACUACCGAAUACUUGCGAUGGUAUCAUUUGUUUCUCAAUAGGUAUAUCUGAAAGUAAAAAUAUUCAAUUAAAGAAAAACAAAUUACGAAAUGUGUAUGUUGAUAUAAAAGAAAUUGUCCAGAACGAUUUAUAAACGCAUCACAUAUGAACAAACGUAAUAAAAGC
Molecule: messenger RNA, 2534 nt
Organism: Nomia melanderi (Alkali bee)
Lineage: Eukaryota; Metazoa; Arthropoda; Insecta; Hymenoptera; Halictidae
Gene: Fbxo42
Product: F-box protein 42
Cellular component (GO): SCF ubiquitin ligase complex
Molecular function (GO): ubiquitin-like ligase-substrate adaptor activity; protein binding
Source: RefSeq, a predicted model, not a curated record